Mollisia scopiformis is the source of this 2179-nucleotide messenger RNA. RefSeq lists its product as uncharacterized. The transcript has a single exon. Bases 233 to 1909 code for a protein of 558 amino acids. NCBI's taxonomy places the organism in Eukaryota, Fungi, Ascomycota, Leotiomycetes, Helotiales, Mollisiaceae. The record is from RefSeq and is a predicted model, not a curated record.
UUGGAAAUUCCAGACCGCUUAUUGGGAUCCAUCUUGCAUUGUGCUGUUUUCUGUUUCAUGCAGUUUUCCUUCUAGAGCCUCGAACUUCAAUUUGAAUAAAACACUUUGGAAAUUAUAUCUUCAUUAAUUGUGUUUCCUGUCUAGCACAAGGUUGUUCUCACACUCUUCAUGACUCAUCAAGACAUGCCAUUAUCACCAAUACAGGUUCGCCAAGGACGGAUGUUGGUCGACGAUGGCGGGUACUGAGAACAUGCGAUGGCCGCAGCCCCGCUCCCCAGAACAGCUGCGUGCGUUCUAUUCGAUUGCACUUCAAUCCGACGACAAUGACUCCAAAGUAUCGGCGGAAUACCAUGAGUCACGAAGCGUUGCAUCAAGCACUUGGUCUUCAUCGGGCAGCGUUCGAGCUCACGCAAGUCGCUCUACUUCGAUAUUCAGUGGUCAGGCUCGCACUGGAAGUUCAGCUACGUCUGUCAGUGACAGCAGAACUAUUGUCGCGUUGGCACCAAAGACGACUUACGAAGAUACAACUGGCUUGUUGAGGUUACAUGAGUGGCAGUGUUCCCACGCACCAAAUUUCGAAUCGGAUGCAAAUGAAACCAGUUUCGUCGCGGAAGGAAUCGAUACCGAUGUUUCUUACCAAUCGGAGAAGAAUGAAGAUGAGCCAGUAGGAUAUAAGUGGCGAGGUGGAAGAAGUCUGCCUCGUCUUCAUCGUUGUCAAGUCCAAGAUGAGACCAGCAAACAUGAUGCGGGGUCUGACCCAGUCAUUCCGGUCUCUACACAGCCAGAACCAGCGGAGAAGUUCUGGUUGGACACUCUUCAAGAACACCCAUACUGCAACCUCGAUACCAAACGGAAACUUGGCCGCGUUGGCAUGUGGGCCGUGAAGCGACGACGUCGAGACUUGAAGCUUGGUAUUUCCAGUACGAAAGGAAAAGCAGACGUCGAAAGCGACACGAAGCUUGCUAAGGACAAACUUCUGGAAGAUUCAAACUCGAGUCUGGACUCUGAUGAUGAAACUGUUCACAUCGUCGAUGAUGUUGUUGAAGAAGUUGCGUCGCUUAUGGGCUCAUCGAACAGCAGGUUGAGGAGAUCAUAUUCCAGACUCAGCAAACCAGGAAGCGCAGACCGGACGCUUUUGCUGAACCUUGGCGUGGAUCCCAGCCUGAGAAGCUCUUUCGACUCUGCCUACGUUGACAACCCAUCAAUUCUGUCUUCGUCGACGAGUAUAGGCACUUUGGAGUUAUCAACCUGUGCAGACCUGAGAGAUAUGGAAGAAGAUGGUCUUGCUACGCAUGCUCCUCGAGUAACAGGCAAUCAUCAGCAUGUGAACUCAACGUUGUACUGUUGUCUCUUCUGCUUAAAAGUUUUUGGAUCUCAAGAGGUGUGGGAGGAACACGAACGCUCACAGCAUGUUGCCAUGCAAAAAGACUGGAUCUGUAUGCCUUGGGGUCCCAUUGAGAGAAAUGAAGAUGGACAUGAAGUGUGUGUAUUCUGUGGUCUUGUUGAUCCCGACUCAUCACAUUGCUCUGAGCAUAAUGAUGAACCUUGUUGUCAUACAUCUGUUUCUCGCCGAACAUUUGAUUGCAAGGCAGACUUCCAAGAGCAUCUCGAAGAUGUUCACGACCAAUUUAUCAUAUCGGAUUGCAUGCGGAAAUGGUCAUUUGCUGCAGAAGAUAUUGAUUGGUACUGGCAGUGCGGCUUUUGUGACCGGUCACUGGUCGGAUGGGAGGACCGAUCGAGACAUAUUGGACGUCACUUCAAGGAAGGACUUUCGAUGGGCUCUUGGGAUCCAGUUGUACCAUCAUGUCCAGUUGAUAGAGGCACUGGGAUCGUUGUUAGCUGGUCACCACCAAUUCAAAUGGAUCGAAGGACGUUGUUAACUGUACAGUCAGAGUCCAUUUCCAGGUAAGCCCACUAUGAUCGCUGAGCACAUGAUUUGAUCUCUAACUCCGUUAUUUUAGCCUUACUCUUGGCGACGGAUCAACUUGUAAAUACUGUACAGCGAAGUUUCUUGAUGAAGAAGAUAUGGUGCGGCACGAGAAGCUCUGGCAUUUACCCCGCGAUUCUUGGCGCUGCCCCACCAAGAACGAUAUCAGAACAGCAACACAUCUUCAGAAUGGUCCACUCGCUGCAUUUCUCUUUCCUAACGCCACGCCAUCUUCUCUCUCAACUGAAGAUG